GCCCUCGGAUUUGUUCGCUUUUUCCGAGUCAGCUGAUCGUUGACGUCUAACGUUAUUUAUGUGUUCGAGGUAAAGUAAUCAACAUCGAGGCCACGACACCGAAUUUACUGGUUGAGAUAAAAGCUCAGGAAAUAGGAAACGGAAAGUUAUUUACAAGCAGAAGGGAAAUCAAAGCUGUGGAAAGGAAAUAACAGUAACCAUGGCGCCAACAUUGUACGACGAGAAGCCGGAGCCAGGGGAUCUGAUAGAGAUAUUCAGAGGGAACUACCAGCACUGGACUUUGUACAUUGGUGACGGUUUUGUCAUUCACCUGGCCCCACCCUCCGAGGUGCCUGGAGCCAGCUCCAACAGCAUGAUGUCUGUGCUCAGUGACAAGGCUAAGGUGAAGAAGGAAGAGAUAUGGGACGUGGUGGGGCAUGAUCAGUGGUGCAUCAACAACCAGCUGGAUCAGCAAUACAAGGUCAGACCCAUCCGUGAGAUACUGAGAAACGCCCAGGCCUAUGUUGACCAGGAGCUGCCCUUCUGUAUCUUCAAGGGGAACUGUGAGCACUUUGUCACAGAGCUGAGAUAUGGGAAGGCUGAGUCUCGACAGGUUCAGCAGGCUGUGGAAACGGUGGGAAUGGCUGCGAUGGUGGGCUUCGGAGUCCUUGCUGUUGCAGGUGUCGCGGCGGCCAUCUUUGGAGGCGGAAGCAAAAAGAAGAAUAAAGAAGGAGAAUAUAAGUGAGCACCUGUAUGAUAGCUUCCUGAGCAGCCAAUCACCAAUAAGCCUAAUAGAGAUUCAUUAUUCAACUACAGUACUACUGCCCUCGUCACUUGAAUAAUUCUGGGGUUUUCAGAAGGGAGGAUUGAGUAUUUCCAUACAUAUUUUUUAAAACUUUUAGAGUUACACAGACAGGAAUU
Coregonus clupeaformis (lake whitefish) is the source of this 900-nucleotide messenger RNA. RefSeq names its product phospholipase A and acyltransferase 4. Gene Ontology annotation, molecular function: glycerophospholipid phospholipase A1 activity; A2-type glycerophospholipase activity. Gene Ontology annotation, biological process: N-acylphosphatidylethanolamine metabolic process. Bases 200 to 724 code for a protein of 174 amino acids. NCBI's taxonomy places the organism in Eukaryota, Metazoa, Chordata, Actinopteri, Salmoniformes, Salmonidae. The record is from RefSeq and is a predicted model, not a curated record. Gene Ontology annotation, cellular component: cytoplasm. The transcript has 6 exons.